Coregonus clupeaformis (lake whitefish) is the source of this 3099-nucleotide messenger RNA. RefSeq names its product tyrosine-protein kinase SRK2. The record is from RefSeq and is a predicted model, not a curated record. The transcript has 8 exons. The coding region runs from base 268 to 1815 and encodes 515 amino acids. NCBI's taxonomy places the organism in Eukaryota, Metazoa, Chordata, Actinopteri, Salmoniformes, Salmonidae. Gene Ontology annotation, cellular component: extrinsic component of cytoplasmic side of plasma membrane. Gene Ontology annotation, biological process: innate immune response; protein phosphorylation; cell differentiation. Gene Ontology annotation, molecular function: signaling receptor binding; ATP binding; non-membrane spanning protein tyrosine kinase activity.
CAUAAAAGUAACCAGGAAACACUGACUCGGCCUCCGGCAAUAAAUCAAUUUAUUUUACUGCUAGUGUGUGUUUCUGUGCUCUAAAUUGUAUUCCAGUCCAAAGACCAGGUUUGACAAGUGUUUGGGGAACGAGUCAAACUUUCUAGGAUCCAAUCCAUGAUGUGAAAAAUUCAUUCUAACCGCAAUGGAAUAUGAGCGCUAAAAGGGAACUUUUACAUUUUAUUUUAUCACAAAAUGAUUUAGUGCGAUUACCCGGGAGUCUUCACAAUGGAAAUUCGAGAAAAGUGCUUUUUGUGUUGUCAGACUGUUUUCCCGUGUUUUAAUAAACCACCGUCAGAUUCAGAGUCUGGGACUGAAAAGAGAGAAAUCGUGGUGAUUAUAAAUGAUCACGCGAAGGAUCCCAAAAACAGGGCUUUGCCACCUAUACCCCCUGAGAACCCGGGAUACGUUUAUAUCGCUCUCUAUGAUUAUACCGCCCGAACGGAGGAGGACUUGAGCUUCAAUACUGGGGACAAGUUAGAAGCUUUGGAAAAAAGUGCUGGCGAUUGGUGGUACGCAAAAGCGCUCACUGGAAUUUCAGCUGCCAAGAAAGGUUACAUUCCAGCCAAUUAUGUGGCACCUGUGGAGAGUCUUGAUGCUGAGCCAUGGUACUUUGCAGACACCAAGAGACUGGAUGCUGAGAAGCUGCUUCUGUCUGAGGGGAACCAGCAUGGAGCCUUCCUCAUCAGACACUGUGAGAGUCAGAAAGGAGAGCUCUCACUCUCAGUAUUGGACAGGGACAAAGUGAAGCACUACAAAGUAAGGAAGCUGGACACUGGAGGCUACUAUGUGUCAAGGUCCAGGAGCUUUCUGACUCUGAGGGAGUUAGUGGAACACUAUUCAAAACUGGAGGAUGGUCUCUGUGUGCGUCUGCUUGAACCAUGUAAAAAGACGGAGGCUCCUCAAACCCACGGUCUGUCCUACAACACAGCCGACCACUGGGAGAUUGACCGGACGUCUGUCAAACUGCUGAAUAAACUGGGCGCUGGACAAUUUGGAGAAGUCUAUGAAGGCAUCUGGAACGAUACCACUGCAGUAGCAGUGAAGACCCUGAAACAUGGCUCCAUGGAUGCUAAGGACUUCCUACAGGAGGCCCAGAUCAUGAAGAAACUCCGGCACCCCAAACUGAUCCAGCUCUACGCUGUGUGUACUGUGGAGGAACCCAUCUACAUCAUCACAGAGCUCAUGAAGAAUGGCAGUCUGCUGGAGUACCUCCAGAAGGACAUGGGUGUGAUGCUUGGCAUCUCGGAGCAGAUAGAGAUUGCUGCCCAGGUGGCUUCUGGGAUGGCCUACCUGGAGCAGCAGAACUACAUCCACAGAGACCUGGCAGCUCGCAACGUUCUGGUGGGAGAGAACAAUGUCUGCAAGGUGGCUGACUUCGGCCUCGCCAGAGUCUUCAUGAUGGAGAGUGAGAAUGUGUAUGAAGCCAAAGAGGGCACUAAGUUCCCUGUGAAAUGGACCGCCCCUGAAGCCAUCCAUGGCAGCAAGUUCACCAUCAAGUCUGACGUGUGGUCCUUCGGCAUUCUGCUGUAUGAAAUCAUGACCUUCGGUCAGAUGCCCUAUCCAACCAUGACCAACUACCAGGUGGUCCAACGUGUGCUCACUGGUUACAGGAUGCCCAGCCCACCACAAUGUCCCAAGGUGAUGUAUGAGAUCAUGUCUGACUGCUGGAAGGAGAAUGAGAGUGACAGACCGACCUUCGAAACCCUGCAGUGGAAGCUGGAGGAAUUCUUUGACCUGGAUGUGACCGCUUAUGAUGACGCCAACCGUUACUAGUACUGUACUACACUGUACUGUGUUGUAUUGUUUAGAGUGUUCAAUGAUGCUCUGCUCAUACUCGUAGAAAGAGUCAGCAGAGGAAUGUACAGUAUGUCCACUGUCACAGGUAAUAUAAUCAUAUGCCUAAGAUAAAUACCAUUUCAUACUCCCAACAAUUAGUAUCUAGAAUACAGUUACUAUUGAUUUUACCACAGUUGAACCAUCCACUUCCUGAUCACAUUAUGGUUGGAUAUCUAUUUAUUAGGAUUAUAUUAUGCGGUCGAACACGUGUGACAACAAACGGUUUGAUAAGAAAAUAUUGUAUGUGGAGGUUUUAUUUGGCUGCUCGUAUAUCGUUGUCGUGACUACGAUGGGGAAUCCUCUAUUGUAACUGUUUGACACUCUCACUAGUUGUGAUUUGUUUGCCAACUUAAUGCACUUUUUAAAUGGGUUAUACUGAGAGUGACAUCUCAUAUCCAGCUAAACUCACUAGACACACUUGACGAAGUCAAAACCCUGUCCAUGGCCUGGUUAGGCUUGCAUAACAACUGCUGUUCUCAGGUGAGCCUGACUGAGCUAUCAAGCCAGGUGAACCGGUUCUGUGUGUCACUCUGUAUAGCAGGCAUUCUUCCACUACACUGGUUGGCUGCCAAGUAUUCAUCAGGAGUCUCCUGUAAAGAUGUGCUUGAGUCAUGUUCACUAAGAAGCAUUUGAGUUCUCUGAAGCAUGGUGAGUGGUCUAUUAUCACUGAACACGCAUCAAUACACACACCUAGGAAUGAGAGGAUGAUGUAGUUAGAAUAUAUUCACAUAAAUAGUAGAUAUGAUUCUGACUGGACAGAAUUGGAUUUAUGGAUCAUUGACUGUUUUGACACUGCACUUAUUUGAUGAGACCGGAAUUGUACAAGUGCUUGUUUGUUAUGGCUUGUUCUGAUCAUUUUUUGCAAUGUUUUAAAAAAUGUCUAAUAAUUGGUCGUAAUCUGUGUGAAAGUGUACACUUGAUCAGAAAAAUGAAAUUAUUUCCUUCAUUUUGUUCAUUGUAAGAUUAAUUUAAUGUCAUGUUUGAUGCAUAAUAAUAAUAAUUUAAGUAUAGCCAUUUCAUUUUUAUUAAUCUGUGGUGAGUCUACUUAAUACUAUGAAUAUACAGUAACAUCAUUGUGUGCCAUCCCUUGUUCUGAAAAGCUUUCUUUAUUUUGUUAAUAAUCAUUUAGAAUUAUUUGAUAACAUAUGUUGCCAACUGAUUUGGUCAAGGGUCACUGAAUCCUCUGUGAUAAUUUCUGUUGUCUAAUAAAUUGUUUUAAAG